AUGAAGGUUCUGAUUCUCUUGGCUCUCGUUGCUGUGGCUUAUGCCGCCCCUCUGGAGGAGGAGGACAAGAUCGUGGGUGGGUAUGAGUGCAGGAAGAACGCUCUGCCCUACCAGGUCUCUCUGAACUCUGGAUACCACUUCUGCGGUGGCUCCCUGAUCAGCAGCACAUGGGUUGUGUCUGCUGCCCAUUGCUACAAGUCCCGCGUUCAGCUGCGUCUUGGUGAGCACAACAUUGCUAGCAAUGAGGGCACUGAGCAGUUCAUCAACUCUGCCAAGGUCAUCCGCCACCCCAGGUACAACAGCCGCAACCUGGAUAAUGACAUCAUGCUGAUCAAGCUGAGCAAGCCCGCCACCCUCAACAGCUACGUGAAGACCGUGGCUGUGGCCUCCAGCUGUGUCGGCUCUGGAACCCGCUGCCUGGUCUCUGGCUGGGGCAACCUGAGUGGUAGUGGCAACAACUACCCCGACCGUCUGAUGUGCCUGGAUCUCCCCAUCCUCAGCGACAGCACUUGCAGAGGCGCCUACCCCAAUCAGAUCACCUCCAACAUGUUCUGCGCUGGAUUCAUGGAGGGAGGCAAGGACUCUUGCCAGGGUGACUCUGGUGGCCCCGUGGUGUGCAACGGAGUUCUGCACGGUGUUGUGUCCUGGGGCUACGGCUGUGCCAUGAGGAACAAGCCCGGUGUCUACGCCAAGGUCUGCAACUACAGCUCCUGGAUCAGCAGCACCAUGUCCUCCAACUAAAUGUCAUUUUGAGGAUACAACUACCAUGCAGUAG
Messenger RNA from Sardina pilchardus (European sardine), 775 nucleotides. Its product is annotated as trypsin-3-like. NCBI's taxonomy places the organism in Eukaryota, Metazoa, Chordata, Actinopteri, Clupeiformes, Clupeidae. The record is from RefSeq and is a predicted model, not a curated record. Gene Ontology annotation, biological process: proteolysis. Gene Ontology annotation, molecular function: serine-type endopeptidase activity. The transcript is spliced from 5 exons. The coding region runs from base 1 to 741 and encodes 246 amino acids.